GGAGGAUUUUCGUUUUCCCGCCUCGUUCAACUAGUUCGUCUUCCUCCAUUUUACAGCCGGUGUUACUAGGUUCCGAUAGGAUCCGCUCGAAGAUGCCAGUCUGAGGCAUUUGUGGCUUGCUUAUUCCUCCACUGUGUCCGAGUAAUUCACCAUGAUAGCAGUCCUCGCGAUGACCGAUCUGGGUGCUGCUAGAGGAGCGGGGGAGGCGGACUGGGAGCUCGAAGAGUUUCUUCGUCGAAGGGAGAUCGACGGCACCCUGGCUGUGCUGCUGAGGGACGGCUUUGAUCUAGCAGCGAAACGUCGCCAGCUCGCGCAGGAAGCAGAGCAAGUGUCGCUGGCUGACGGAGACUUGACGACGCAGAUCGCACAGCUUAAAGAAUCGGCGUCAGCGUCGUCGCUGUCGCCCAGCGACAGGCUGUCAGGAUCGGACGGCGACGCGUGGGAUGAUCGCUGGACGGACACGGAGGACGGAUACUCCAGUACCUACUCUGACGGAGUUGACGGCGACGGAUUCCGUCUCGAAGACUUGCCCGACGUCCCAUCGCCGUCAGUUUGUUUUGCGAGCAGCUCCGCCGGGGACCAAGGGGUUGACGGCGAAUUAGGCCUGCCAGGCUUCGAAGCAGACGGCGGCGUCGCAGAAUCGCCUGAAGUCGCGAGUCCUUUAGCCUUUCCAGGGGAGAUCUGUAGGAGUAAUUGUAGAUCAGAGACCGAUCUGUUGCCAUGGCCGCUCAAGGCGGCUCAGGCUACGGCUACUUGUACUGAAAGUGUUGGCAGCGGUCCACUUCACCGGGAAGAUGACGUUGCAUCGCAGUGCGAUCACUUCGGAAAUGUCGCUGACGGUUCGGCUGUGACGACUUACGAUCUCCAGUCGUUCCUGGAGCGGCUGCGGAUCGCCGAAGACGCGUUAGAGUCGCACGGCUGGCGACACUUGAUGACGCGUUCGACGCCGACGAUGCAAUACGCGUCGCAUUCUCUCGACUGUGCGGUCGAGGGUUAUCCCAAGAGCACGUGUUACCGCGGCCGUAUGGUGGUAGAGGGGGUUACACUGGAAGCAGUUAGGGACUUUCUUCUUGACGAGGAUUACCGGCGGGAAUGGGACGAAAAUCGAGCCGAGUCGACUGUUUUAGAAGACUGGAACGAAGUCGGGAUUUCCGCCUUCCGCUGGGUUAGGCGUCUCCCCCUCUUCCUCCGCAAUCGCGAAUACGUCGUCUCUCGUCGCGUCUGGUCCCUCACCCCUGAAACCCCUCCCGAGCCUCAAACCUCUCUUGAGCCUCGGACGUUCUUCUGUAUCAACCGAAGCACGUCGCACGCUUCAGCCGUCUCUCGGCCUUCCGUGCUCCGUGUGCCGUACUUCUACUCCUCGUGGCGAAUCCGCUAUGUCCCGGGGCAGGAUGGCACAGGUGGGGAGCAAAGAAACAAGCUGGGGAAGCAAAGCGAUAGGCUGGAGGGGCAGGGGAGCGAGGCGGAGGGGCAGGGGGGUAAACUGGGUGUAGAGAUUGUGACCUACCACCAGGAGGAGUCAGGAUUGCCACGGGAGCUGGCAAGGGUUGCUCUAAUGAGGGGCAUGUGGGGCCACAUGGUGAAGAUUGAAGAUGCGUUGAGACAAUACUGUCAGGCUCGACGCAGCAUUAGGCACACACUGCCCGUGUUUUUAACCAGGAAUGACCAUGAUCAUUUGUAGCUCUGCCAGAUUGUGUUCAGGUGAUUGAUUGUACAUAAUGAGGCUCUAACAUUGAGAU
This is a messenger RNA of Closterium sp. NIES-67, 1739 nucleotides long. Lineage: Eukaryota; Viridiplantae; Streptophyta; Zygnematophyceae; Desmidiales; Closteriaceae. The record is from the annotation of a GenBank genome assembly.